This is a messenger RNA of Babesia bovis T2Bo, 3856 nucleotides long. Its product is annotated as Coatomer WD associated region family protein. Gene Ontology annotation, molecular function: structural molecule activity; protein binding. Gene Ontology annotation, biological process: intra-Golgi vesicle-mediated transport; intracellular protein transport; retrograde vesicle-mediated transport, Golgi to endoplasmic reticulum. Bases 21 to 3821 code for a protein of 1266 amino acids. Gene Ontology annotation, cellular component: COPI vesicle coat. The record is from RefSeq and is a predicted model, not a curated record. The transcript is spliced from 2 exons. Lineage: Eukaryota; Apicomplexa; Aconoidasida; Piroplasmida; Babesiidae.
UUAACAAAGGAACUGAAACCAUGUUGAAAAAGUGCUCAACUAAAACUGCAAGGGUAAAAGGUAUCACCUUUCACCCGAGCCUCCACUUUCUCAUAGCUUCUUUACAUUCUGGUGAAAUACAGUUAUGGAACUAUUUGAAUUCAACCCUGGUAGAGGUAUUCGAGUACCAUGAAGGACCUGUCAGGGGAAUUGACUUCCAUUUACUACAACCACUUUUCGUCAGUGGAGGUGAUGACACUCACGUGGUUGUAUGGGACUUCAGGCAGAAGAAAAUGCUUUUUGCCUUAAAAGGACACACAGAUUAUGUACGCACAGUGCAAUUUCAUCCCAAUUACCCAUGGAUAUUAUCGGCGUCCGAUGAUCAAACUAUAAGAAUAUGGAAUUGGCAAGGUAGAAGCUGUAUUAGCGUAUUACAAGGCCACACACAUUAUGUUAUGUGUGCUCGAUUUCAUCCCAAAGAGGACUUAUUGGUGUCUGCUAGCCUUGAUCAAACUGCCAGAAUCUGGGAUGUUACCGUGCUUCGUGAGAAGAAUUGUGCCAUCCAAACUAUUGAUGAUGCUAGUGCCAAUUCGAAUGGACUUUCGGACAUACAGAUGUUUACUGUAGGUGGUCUACCUAGCAGAACAUCUGAGCAUUCAAAGCUUCAUGAAAAACUGGUCUUUACAGACGUGCUUUGUUUAUACAACAUGUGUGGGCACGAAAAGGGUGUAAAUUGGGCAAUAUUUCACAAUGCCAUGCCGUGUGUCAUAACCGCUAGUGACGAUAAGACAAUCAGAGUAUGGAGGUACAAUGGUCCCAAUAUUUGGCAAACUAAUAUUCUGCGAGGUCAUAAAGAUAAUAUUUGCUCAUUGAUAAUGCAUCCUAACAACAUCAAUUACAUGAUAUCGGUAUCGGAGGACAAAACCAUAAAAGUUUGGGAUACCAGAAAGUGGUUUUUAGCCUAUACUUACACAUCAAAGGAGAAUAGGUUCUGGAUUGUCCAGCAAUCUAAAAAUUCAAACUAUAUAGCUACAGGACAUGACUCUGGUUUCAUAGUCUUCAAGCUGUUCAAAGAAAGGCCCAUUGUUACACUGGUAGGAAACACCCUGUACUAUAUAUGGAAUGGAAUUCUCUACUCCAGCAAUCUGGACAAAGAGAUUGAGACUACAGAUCAAGAAGCUAAUAAAGGGUUUGCAAGACAAAAUUUAUCUGAAUGUGAUAUCUGCUAUGAUGAAGACGGAAUAUCCGGUGGAACUUGUUCUGGAGGAUUACUAGAUGGAAAUGAGUUUCAAAGCAUGGGUGAGCUGGUAUUCCGAUCACCAGCAGCAGUAUUUAGUAAAAGGUACCGCAAAAGGAUACUGGCCCUUAGUGGUGUGGUCGAUUGUAGCGUCGUUGCGCAAAGUGUCAUGGCAGCCUUGGUGACAUACAGCCCAAUGCCAACCAACCUUAAAGGUAACAGAGAUCUUAUAUGGCCUUUUGCUAUAUAUUACAAUCACUACUGCCCAGAUAAGAGUCUCUUCCUUGUUAACUAUGUAUUUAAAAAGCAGCAUAUAUAUGAGGUUCUGAAACGUGGAGCAUCAUCCGAAUAUAAUCCACAAGAUAAUAACACGGUUCUUAUGGGCGAAGCUAUGUCAGCUUGUUUUGCAUCGAGAUCGCUAGUAGUGGCGAUCAAUAUGUCACAUGAUGUUGUCCUGCACAACUUAGAGGGAGGCCCUGUAAGCUCGAUCUGUGUAGAAGGUAAUGUUGAUAAAGUAUUUCCCAUAUGUUCCGGCAUUGUCCUAUUCUGGUCUAAGGAACAAAAAAUGCUCUCUAUUUAUAAUAUUGAGUGCCAAGAGGAAGUCUAUAAGGUCAGGGUGUUUGUGGAUAAACUUUUUAAUGUAUUUGUUUCUCCAUCCAAAAAACUUAUCGCGGCUGUCUUCCGUAACAAAGUUCUCAUAUAUGACAGGAAGCUAGAGAAACUAGCAUCCGCAGAAGUCCAUGGAAAGAUUAAGACUGCAGCUUGGUAUGAAAAUUCAGCAGUCAUAUACGCAACAGACGAACGUAUGUAUUAUAUCAUGGUAAAUGGUGAUUGUGGAGUACUCCAAAGUAUAGAUGCACCCAUAUAUAUAGUACGCAUAAAGAACACCUCACUACAUGUUAUGAAGAGAGACCACAGGUGUUACAGGAUUGAAAUUAAUUCAGAUGAAUUCUUCUUUAAAGUUGCGCUUUACUACAAAAAGGUAGAUACUGCGAAGAAACUUAUAGAAGCCGGAAGGAUACACGGAAAUGCGAUGGUUGCAUAUCUAAUCAAUAAAAACUAUCCGUCGUUGGCGAGGAUGAUAAUUACUGAUCCCAUGAUGAAACUCGAAGUGGCACUUAAAUUCGGCGAUAUAGAGGAAGCACUUGAAGAUGCGCACGUUAUCGAUGAUGUCGAAACUUGGGAAAAUGUGGGCAACGCAGCAAUGGAACAAGGAAACUGCGUAGUGGCAGAAGCUGCUUACCAAAAGGCAAAAUUAUUUGAUAAACUGAGCAUGUUGUACCUUAUUACUGGUAACAGUGCGAAGUUGAAGAAGAUGUUAAACCUUUGUAAAUUUAGGAAUGAUAUCACCUCAACAAUUCAAAAUGCCAUUUACCUUGGUGAUAUGACAGAAUUGUCGAAUGUUUUAAAGAAUACUAAGCAUGCCAAGUUGUCUCAAAUAUGUGAAAAUACAUAUGGUAUAAAUAUCGAGGAUGGGAAUGGUCAAGAAAAUCCAGAUGCCUCAUAUAUGGUUCCUCCCAUUCCCAUCACAAGGCUAGUGGGCGAAGAUGCUAAUUGGAAGGUGUUGGCAACUGAAUCGAAGUUGGACGAGCAAGUUUUCUACGAUGAUUGCGAUCCUUCGGAAGUUGAUCAGGUUUCAACAUGGGUUGAACCUACUAUCGCCACAAAAUCAGAUGUUAAUGCUGAUGUUUGGGGCAGUAUUGAUGAGAUUGAAAGUGCGGAGAGCAUGGAAGUAUACGAAUCCGAGCGAGAGGCCGCUGUGGACACAGGUCCUCCGAUUGGGCUUUCCCCUCUCGACUAUAUCAACAUGGGUGAAUCUGAAGUUGCUUUAGAUCUACUAGAGAAGAAUUUUGGUUUGCGUGAUAAGACGUUGCUACUAGACAUAGUUGAGCAAGCUCAACAGUAUGCCCAAGGAUCUAGUCAUGAAUCCAAUAAUAUUCCCGGCCAUCCUUAUGGUAUUCGACCCAUUAAUCCCAUACUUAAUGAUGAUUAUGUUCACACCAUAAUGAACAAAGGAUAUACCAAUGUCACCGCUGGCCUGUUUCAAGAUGCCGUAGUUGAAUUUAGAUUGGCACUGAAACAUUGGAUAUUUUUAGUGACUGAAGCAUCACGAGAGUACAUUGAACAGUGUCGUAUUUACAUCACUGCAAUGUUGCUGGAGGAUGAAAGAGAAAAACUGUCUGAUGUUGAUAUGAGGCGUUCCCUGGAGUUGGCUGUAUAUUUCGCCUGCUGUAAUCUACUGCCUCAACACCAAUACCUUGUAAUGCGCCGUACAAUGGGCAUCAUGUGGAAGGCCCAAAAUUACAUUACAGCGAAAAAAUUAAUCACGCGUCUUCUGUCCCUUGAUGUAUCCAACAUAGAUGGUGCUGAAGAUGAAAUGCAAAAGGCAAAACGAAUAUAUGCAUUAUGUGAAAAGAAAGGAGUUGAAACGUAUGCUUUAGAUUGUGAUGAAGGAGAAUAUAACGAUCUCAACAUUUGCACAAUUAGCUUUGUCAAGAUUAGAUCGCAGCCUACUGUUCAAUGCCGAUUCUGCGGUGCAGUGGCAUUAGACAAGUAUCUAGGUCAUACUUGUAAUAUUUGCCAAUUAUGUAGCCUGAUUAGAUGAUCGGCAUGGCAUGCUAUAUACUUGGGGCACUAUGA